Lethenteron reissneri (Far Eastern brook lamprey) is the source of this 1390-nucleotide messenger RNA. Its product is annotated as non-histone chromosomal protein HMG-17-like. The record is from RefSeq and is a predicted model, not a curated record. Gene Ontology annotation, molecular function: nucleosomal DNA binding. Lineage: Eukaryota; Metazoa; Chordata; Hyperoartia; Petromyzontiformes; Petromyzontidae. Gene Ontology annotation, cellular component: chromatin; nucleus.
AGGACGGUUGAGAAUGUCGUGAGCAUAAAUUAUGCAAAUGAGGGCAUCGUAUUUGUAUAGUGGAACUUGAGUUGUGCGCGCGCAUUUGUGGCAGAGACGCAGCGCGCGAGGCGGUGCAUUGCCGACUUGUGAGAUACUACUACGACCACCACCACUACUACAGCAAACAUGACCACCAAGAGAAAGGGUGCUGGUGAGGGAGCUGGAGACGCAAAGAAGGCGAAGAGUGAGCCGCAGAGGAGGUCUGUCAGGCUUUCACAACGCCCCCAGGCACCAAAGCCCGAGCCCAAACCGAAGAAGGCUGCUGCCCCCAAGAAGGAGAAGGCCCCUAAGAAGCCUGCGGAGGAGAAGGCUAAGGGGAAGAAGGGGAAGGGCAAGGCCGACGAGCAGCCCAAGCAGGAUGCAGGCAAGGCUGCUUCUGCUGCUGCCGCUACGGCUGAUAACGGAGAGGAGACAAAAGCCAGUGAGGCAGCGGCAAGCGACUCCAAGUGAAGCUCAUUCUCAGCUCGUCCGCUUUAACUAGUCUGUGACAUCCCCAGCUUCCUGUACAGUUGUCCUUUUUUUAUUAUUACAGAUUUUAAACCCGCUUUUAGGCUUACCCACCUCAUAGUUUGUUCCAUUAGUUAAGGCUGCAACAGACCUGAGCAUUCCUUGUGAGGAAGCCAGUUUAUUACGCCCAUCUCCAAGUAGAGUGUCCUCGGCCCAGUGUACAUGACGCUAUUUUUGGAUCCCGCUUUGUAUUAGGCCAGUUGGAAUGCUCAGGAAUGCUUAUUAUUCAGCCUUCUAAAUGUGUUGUACAACAGUUUAGACAACACAGCAGUGGCAACAUUCCCACCAUGCAGUAGUAUUAACCAGUAGUUUCUCAUUAUAAAGUACAUUUUAAGAUCGGUACACAACCAAUUGGCAUGACAUCCUUUUUUAACUUUAAUAACAUUGUGUGUUUUUUGUAAAAUUUAAAUUUAGCAGUGGGGUGUUUUUAAAAAGAGGAUUUUUUUCCUUCCCAUUAAGGUGGUGUUGGGAUGAUAGCUUUAUUUUUAGCUGCAUUAUUGGUCUUGUGUGGUUUAAACGGCAGCUUAGAAAUAUAAUUUGCAUAAAUUGUGGUUUAAAUGCAUGUGUGCGCAAGGCAGUUGAGUCUAAAAUGAAAGUUACAAUUUUACAUUUAUACGGCUUGGUAAUGAAUGCAUAAUUUUACGUGAAAUAUGAUGUAAUUUUGUCAUUGGAAAUAAAAUGUCUCUUGACAAUGCAUUCUUCUCUUAGUCAAAUGCCAUUCUGUUGUAAUGUUAGUUUCAGUAACCUAUCAUCCCAACACUCAACAUAGCUGUUAGAAAUGCCUGGAAAAUAUUUACUGGAUCCGUUACAAUUAUAAAUAAAAUGUGGAUGUUUUCUCUAA